CCGGUGGCUCACGCUUGUUGUGCGGCGGCGACUCCCUCGUCGCAGGAAAUUGACGUCACAUCGAAAAAUCUGGAAGCGUCGCCGUGCGAGCUGCUGUGAACUUGUGAGGCUUUUUCAACAUUGUCCUCGUACAAGGUUAAUCUGUGGAAGGCAAACAUGGUCAAGGAAACAGGCUUCUAUGACACACUGGGUGUGAAACCUAACGCUACUCCCGAUGAACUGAAGAGGGCGUAUCGCAAGCUGGCCUUGAAAUAUCACCCAGACAAAAACCCUACAGAAGGAGAGAAGUUCAAGCAGAUCUCACAGGCAUAUGAGGUGUUGUCAGAUGCCAAAAAGAGAGAAGUGUAUGACCGUGGAGGUGAAAAGGCUAUAAAGGAAGGAGGAACCGGUGGUGGUGGUUGCAGCGGCGGUGGCGGCUUUGCAUCGCCGAUGGACAUCUUUGACUUGUUUUUUGGUGGUGGCAGUCGAAUGCACAGAGAGCGAAAAGGGAAGAAUAUUGUUCAUCAGAUUAACGUGACGCUGGAAGAUCUCUAUAACGGGGCUACAAGAAAACUCAAUGUGCAGAAGAAUGCCAUCUGUGAGAGAUGUGAAGGUCGAGGGAGUCGGAAAGGAGCCGCGCAGGUGUGCAUGACCUGCCAUGGCACAGGCAUGCAGGUCCGCAUGCACCAGCUAAUACCAGGUAUGGUCCAGCAAGUUUCUACGGUGUGCCACAGCUGCCAGGGCCAAGGGCAGAGAGUCAGCCACAAGGAUCGCUGCAAAGCUUGUGCAGGCCGAAAGAUCCUGCGACAGAAGAAGAUCCUGGAGGUCCACAUUGACAAAGGAAUGAGAGAUGGUCAGAAGAUUGUUUUCCACGGAGAGGGUGAUCAGGAGCCGGGACUCGAGCCAGGUGAUAUCAUCAUUGUCCUGGACCUGCGAGAACAUCCACGUUUCACCAGGAGAGGAGAAGACCUGACCAUGUCCAUGGAGUUACAGCUCGUUGAAGCCUUGUGUGGUUUUAAGAAACCAGUUCUGACAAUGGAUAACAGGACUCUUCUGAUCACGUCACAUCCAGGAGAGUUGAUCAAGCCUGGAGAUACGAAAUGUGUCUUGAGUGAAGGGAUGCCCAUGUAUCGCAGACCGUUUGAGAAGGGACGCCUUAUUAUUCACUUCUCAGUGGUGUUCCCGCAAGCCAACUUCCUCCCCGAGCACAAGCUGAAGGCGCUGGAGCGCUACUUCCCCGAAAAAAUGGACGCGGAGCAGCAGGACCGUAUGGACGAUGACCUCUACAUCUACGCUGACCUGGAGGACUGUGACUUAGAGAACAGGAAACGGAACCAUCAGUACUACUACAUGGAUGAAGACGACUACGCCAGCACCGGAGGCGUUCAGUGCCAGACGUCUUAAAUAGCAACCGGCUUGUUAUCAUUCCAGCAGCCCCAAACCCUCAUCUCUCAAGCAAAGCACUUUUUUUUUUGUUUUGUGCACUUUUUAUUUUUUUUAUUACCUUUCUUAAAAAUCCUCGGUAUGACAUUUUCUUCAAGGUGAUCAUUACAAACGCCCUUCUGAUUUAUUGUAAUGCAUUGAUUGAUUGAUUGAGUGGAAUAUCUUAAAAGUUUCAAGACUGAACUUGAAUCCAGGUGAGUGGGAUUCAUCUCUGGGACCUUAUUUAAUUUAAUUUAAACAAAAAAAAUUCUGUUUCCCAAUCACACUGUGAACUAGGGCUGGUGUUUUAGAGGUUUGAGAGGAAAGAAGGCCUGCUUUUGAUGCAGUUACACUAAAACUGUCAGCCAAUAUUAAUCUGAAAAUAAUCUUUUUUACAGUGUUACUAAAUCUGUUGUUGUUGUGAACUCCUCGUUCAAUUAUUUGUGUGACGACCCGAUCUCCAGAAAGCGGCGGUGAAGUGGCACAUGCAUUGAUACUCCACAACAAUAUUUGUGCUGUUUAACCCUUUAAAGGGCUAUUUUCUAAAACAAUCUUCACAAUGUGACAGGAUGAUGUAAAGUUAAUAAUAAUGACAGAGGCAGAAAAUGUAUUUGGGUUGAAGCCACUUAAUUGUAGAUUAUUCAAACUAAUAUUUAAGUUUAGUUUUAUUGUUUUUUACUUUUGAGCUGCAUUUAGUUUGUCUGUAGUGAUGCUGAUUUUAGGAACACUGGAACAAGUGGAACAUCUCUCACACACACACACACAGUCACUUUAUUUUGAAGAAAAAAUGAACCCAUCACGAGACACGUUAUCUGGAUUAACUUUACUCAGACUCAGAAUAGGUAUUUUAAAAUAAUUUUUUGUUCUAGAUUUCAUCUGGGGGGGUUGGUGGUUGUUGUUUUUUUCAGAAAGUUAUUCAGAUUACUCUCAGUUAUUGUACGCCCUUGAUACCUGAUGGCAAAUGUUUUCCUCUCUUUCAAAAUUGUCAAGUGCCAAGUUGCACCCAGGCUUGAUUUAAAAAAGGAAUGAUAGAUGUUUUUAAAAGUUGAACAUUCUUGAGGGUCUUAAUUUUGUAUUUCAGACAUGAGAGUUUUAAAACCGUUAGACGCUAUAGUGUUCAAUUACUGUAUUAAUCUUGUCUGGAAUUUGAUUGACAAAUAUUAAUAGCAAGUUAUGCUUAUAGAUGCUGGUGUUUGCCGGCAAGCUAUCAAGUGUGUCUUUUUUUUAUAUUUCUAAUCUUAAUAGUAAAAUGCCAUACUGGACUUAAAAUCAGCACAGCUGAUACCUCAUUGAAGUGUCUGCCUGUUCAAACGCCUUAUCAUAACUUAACUUGAAGCUACAUGAUGAUGCAAAUUGUUCAUUGGUUUGAUGUGUAGUUUUUUUUUUUCACUGAUUAAUUUUUCCUUGGAUGAUGUAAAACAACUAUGCUCACAGAAGAGGGGGUUCCUUAAAACGGUUUGAAUAAUGCAAAUUUUAUGAGUUGUCAGACUUAGUGGGGCAAUUCUACUCUUAAGUGUUGUCAGGGUCUUAAUCUGACUCUAUGCAUGUUAGGACCAAUGAUCCACUUGUUUGCGUUCAUGUUUUCUAAUUAAAUGCAGUUCUGUGGUCUUUCUAAAUUGUGCUGGUAAUAUGAGUUAAUAAGAUUUUUUCAUUUGAUUUGCUGAAUAUUUUUUUGUUAGUUUUUGGUAAGCUGUUUUAUUUCAUAGUACAAGAUUAUUGCUUUUAUUACAGGUUUUGGGAAUAAUGUUACUCUUCUUAAACACGGGAAUAGUAGCAUUAUUAUAAAUGUUUGGUUUUCUGCCACGGCUUAAGAACAGGACAUUAGACAACUGAUCUAAGACCUUAAAUUAUAAGUUGAUUGAUCAAUUAGUUAGAAAUUUUUUUGUCUUCAGUAACAAUAAACUCAUUAUCUUCGUA
Scophthalmus maximus (turbot) is the source of this 3318-nucleotide messenger RNA. It is a transcript of the gene dnaja1, whose product is annotated as DnaJ heat shock protein family (Hsp40) member A1. The coding region runs from base 157 to 1383 and encodes 408 amino acids. Gene Ontology annotation, biological process: protein refolding; response to heat. Gene Ontology annotation, cellular component: cytoplasm; cytosol. The transcript is spliced from 9 exons. The record is from RefSeq and is a predicted model, not a curated record. NCBI's taxonomy places the organism in Eukaryota, Metazoa, Chordata, Actinopteri, Pleuronectiformes, Scophthalmidae. Gene Ontology annotation, molecular function: Hsp70 protein binding; ATP binding.